Molecule: messenger RNA, 2317 nt
Organism: Rhodofomes roseus
Lineage: Eukaryota; Fungi; Basidiomycota; Agaricomycetes; Polyporales; Fomitopsidaceae
Product: serine/threonine protein phosphatase 2B
Exons: 12
Coding region: 134-2071 (645 amino acids)
Biological process (GO): fungal-type cell wall organization; calcineurin-mediated signaling
Cellular component (GO): calcineurin complex; cytoplasm
Molecular function (GO): calmodulin binding; calmodulin-dependent protein phosphatase activity
Source: RefSeq, a predicted model, not a curated record
GGAAUAGCGGGAACGCAUUGCAUAGUGCGCGAUCAUUGUUGUUUGUGAUUCGGCCUUUAGCAACCGCGAAGGCGAUCUUCACCCCCUACCACGACCGUCUCCCUCCCCCGUCUCCCGCUCGGUAUCAUUCACAAUGAGCGGAACACGUAGCCAGAUCGAGAAGGCCAUCACUCAAAUACAGGACAAGCCACCCAUACCAGAAAUCGACUUCACUCAGCACCAGCUCGACAAUGGCUUCACCAUCAGCACGCAGGAACGCGUCGUGAAAGAGGUGCAAGCCCCCGCCAUGGCCAUCCCAACGGACGAGCAGUUCUUCUCCGGUGAAGACCCCACGAAGCCCGACAUCGCGUUCCUCAAGAACCACUUCUACCGAGAGGGUCGAGUAUCAGAAGAGCAGGCCACGUACAUCCUGGAGAAGGCGACUGAGCUGCUGAGAGCGGAGCCGAAUUUGCUCUACGUCGACGCGCCGGUCACUGUGUGUGGCGACAUACACGGCCAAUAUUACGAUCUCAUGAAACUGUUUGAGCUCGGGGGCAAUCCAGCAACCACGCGGUACCUCUUCCUUGGCGACUACGUCGACCGAGGAUACUUCAGCAUUGAGUGCGUGCUCUACCUCUGGUCCUUGAAGAUUUGGUACCCGGAUACCCUGUUCCUCCUGCGCGGGAAUCACGAAUGUCGUCACUUGACGGAUUACUUCACCUUCAAGCUCGAGUGCAAGCGCAAGUACUCAGAGCGCCUCUACGAUACAUGCAUGCAGUCAUUUUGCGCGCUGCCCCUUGCUGCUAUCAUGAACAAGCAGUUCUUCUGUAUUCACGGUGGCCUCUCGCCCGAACUGCAGACGCUGGAAGACAUCCGUGCGAUCGAUCGGUUCCGAGAGCCUCCCACGCAGGGUCUGAUGUGUGAUAUUCUCUGGUCCGACCCCGUCGAGGACUUCGGCCAAGAGAAGAUGAACGAGAGCUUCGUGCACAACCAUGUCCGCGGGUGCUCUUACUUCUUCACGUAUCAGGCAGCAUGUCAGUUCUUGGAGCGUAACAAGCUUCUUUCCAUCAUCCGAGCGCACGAGGCACAAGAUGCUGGAUACCGUAUGUACCGCAAGACCAGAACAACGGGCUUCCCCUCCGUCAUGACCCUCUUCUCCGCCCCUAACUACUUGGAUGUCUACAACAACAAGGCCGCUAUCCUCAAGUAUGAGAGCAACGUUCUCAACAUUCGACAGUUCAACGCGAGCCCUCACCCGUACUGGUUGCCGAACUUCAUGGAUGCGUUCACGUGGAGUUUGCCCUUCGUCGGCGAGAAGAUCACCGACAUGCUGUUGGCGAUGCUCAACUGCUGCACCAAGGAAGAGUUGGAGGAGGAAAGCUCCGACGAGGAAGUCGAGGGGCCGCUUGUGUCGCCUGGUGGCGCACUCUCCGAGGAGUCCUCAGAGAGACGGAAGGUCAUCAAAAACAAGAUCCUUGCUGUCGGGCGGAUGUCGCGUGUUUUUGCUCUGCUUCGGGAGGAGUCCGAGAAAGUGUCGGAGCUCAAAAGCAUUUCCGGCUCUGCCAAGUUGCCAUACGGGACGCUCGCAUUGGGCGCGGAGGGCAUUAAGGAUGCCAUCACUGGCUUCGAGGAUGCCCGUAAAUCCGACAUUGAGAAUGAGCGUCUGCCGCCCGACCUCUACGACGCUGAGUCUGAAGAAGGCAGAGCGAUCCUGUCUUCGGGGCCAUCGUCGCCCGAUGGCUCACCAGCAUCUCCGCCCCCCGCCGCUGGCGUUGCACAGGCGCUGGAGAAGGCGAUCUCCAGCGGCUCUGUCACACCGAUCAGCACGUCUGGCCCCAGCACGCCAGCGUCGCCAGCGUCACCAAUAGCCACGCCUUCGCCGUUCAGACGCGGUCACGGGCGCCAGGCGAGUCUCGGGACGACGAUGACGAGCCCGAGUACGCGUCGGAGGAGCAUCGAGAGCACGAUGUCGCUCAUCAAGGAGGUCGUCGACUCGAAGGUGCCCAUCACAGACCCGGAGCUCAUCAAGCUCGCGGAUUCCAUCGCAGGCCAGAGCAGUCCGCGGACCAGCGCGCCGCCCUCGCCCAGUUGAGCAUGGGACGUGGACGGUAGCAUGUUUUGCAUUGCAUCGCAUUGUGGAUAGGGCUGUGGAUGGUCUGUAUCGUGACUGGACUGGUCUCGUUUGCAUUUGUUGGAAUUUGUCCGUGUAAUGUGCACUUUCGUGUAUAAUCUUUGUUCUCAGCUGCAUUCACGAUUUCAAGGUCCUCAUAUAGCCUCGUGUGUCGUGCGGGACUGGGCCCGGUGCGGUGCCAGGCUCGAGCGUGAGCUCGGUCCGUCU